AUGUCUAAAGUAGCAUCAUCACUUCCUGUUUUCCCCCAGGAUGCCAAACCGAACUCAAACUCCACUCGGCACACUGCAACUUUUCAUCCUUCCAUUUGGGGAAAUUAUUUCCUUUCCUAUGACACCAUUUCUGAAGAAGAUGAUAGCGACAUCAAGCUUCAACUAUUGAAAGAGGAUGUGCGGAAGAUGAUUGUCUCUCCAGUUGAUGACACUUUCCUUUUUAAAUUAAACUUCAUUAACUCAGUCCAACGUUUGGGUGUUUCUUAUCAUUUUGAACGCGAAAUCGAUGAAGCACUGCAUCAAAUUUAUGGGAUUGCAACGAAGGACAAUAACAUCGUAAGUCACGAUGAUGAUCUUCAUCAUCUGGCUUUACUCUUUCGGUUGCUUAGACAACAAGGAUAUCGUAUUUCGUCAGAUGUAUUUUGCAAAUUCAAGAACGAAACUGGAAACUUUAAGGAAAGCAUAGUGAAUGAUGUACAAGGAAUGUUGAGCUUGUAUGAGGCAGCCCAAAUAAGAAUCCAUGGAGAAGAGAUACUGGAAGAAGCAUAUAGUUUUACUCUCAUUCAGUUAACUCGGUCAUUAACCACAAAAUUAAGCCCCUUUCUCUCUGGGUUAGUGCACCAUAGCUUAGCACAGUCACUUCGCAAGGGAAUGCCCAGGUUGGAGGCAAGAUAUUAUAUAUCUUUCUACCAAGAAGAUCCCUCACAUAAUGAAAGUUUGUUAAUCUUUGCAAAACUAGAUUUUAAUAUGUUACAGAAGCUCCAUCAAAAAGAAGUCAGCAUUGCAACCAAAUGGUGGGUUAAAGAUUUGAACGUGUCAACAAACUUUCCAUUUGUACGAGAUAGGAUUGUGGAAGGAUGCUUCUGGAUUAUAGGAGUGUACUAUGAGCCGCAAUACUGUCUUGCCAGAAGGAUAAUGAUGAAAGUAAUGGCCAUAUCAUCCAUUAUUGAUGAUGUGUAUGAUUCUUAUGGAACCAUUGACGAGUUGAAGAUUUUCACCAAUGCAAUAGAGAGGUGGGAUAUCUCCUCGUUGGUUAAUCUCCCAGAAUAUAUGAAGUUAUGUUAUGUGGCACUUUUGGAUGUUUUUGAAGAAAUACAGCUUGAGCUGAGAAAGGAAGGAAAAGAAUACUUCGUCAAGUAUGCUGAAAAACAAAUAAAGAGACUAGUCCAAGCAUAUCUUAUUGAGGCAACAUGGUUUCAUUACAACCACACACCGACAGUGGAGGAGUACAUGGAAGUUGCAACUAUGUCGUGUGGUUAUGCUAUGUUGACAGCUGUAUCUUUCUUGGGCAUGAAAGACACAACAGAGGAGGCCCUCAUAUGGGCAACGAGUAACCCUAAAUUUAUUGUAGCUGCUUCAACUAUUUGUAGGUUCAUGGAUGACAUUGCUGGAAGUGAGUUUGAGCAAGAAAGAGGACACGUUGUCUCAAGCCUUGAUUGCUAUAUGAAGCAACACAAUACCUCAAGGCAAAACGCCAUUAAAGAACUGCUUAAGUUGAUUGAGAGUGCUUGGAAGGACAUUAAUGAACAAUGCCUUAAUCCUACUCAACUUCCAAUCGCUUUUCUUAUGCGUGUUCUGAACCUUACACGCAUGAUGGAUGUGCUUUACAAAGAUGAAGAUUCUUAUACACAUUCAGGAGGAAUAAUGAAGGAUUACAUCAAAGCUUUACUAGUUAAUAACAUCCCUAUAUAA
Molecule: messenger RNA, 1692 nt
Organism: Sphenostylis stenocarpa
Lineage: Eukaryota; Viridiplantae; Streptophyta; Magnoliopsida; Fabales; Fabaceae
Source: the annotation of a GenBank genome assembly